AUGGAGUCGGCUGAGAAGCUCCGAGCAUUACUGGGGUCCAGCGUGGACUUGCCGGAGCGACUCGGAGACGAAAAAGAUCGCCAAACGUACCUCUUCUUCAUGAAGAGUGUAUUGACCGGUUUAGAUGUCAGUGAACACAAACGCGACAUUAUCUGUGCACUCAAAGUCCUCCGCCCGUCGGAUCAGCUCCGUGAAUUGAUUCGAGCCGUCUCGGCAGCACCCGAGGGCUUCAGAAAACUCGCCCUCGUCUACUUGCUCAGUACAAUACUGACUCGAGAUUUCCUGGCCAAACUCUUCCAAGAGCAUCUCCCUCGCUAUAGCUCAAAGAUCACCUGUCAAGCACUAUCGAAUCUUCCGUCGAAACUCGCCAACGAACUCAAGUCUGAGCUGCCCGCUCCCUUCAGCGAAAAACGCUUCGCGAAACUGUUAUCAUCAGCUAUUUCCGAUCACCUGGACAGGAUGGCUGAGAAUCUCCGCCGGAAUAUCGACAACGAUUCAAUCAUGAUUUCAACCUUAUUCGGCAUGUUGGCUCGUCAUCACCACGAGUCACUGGGGUCACUCGUCCCAUCGAUUUUGGACAGGUCGAAAGAUUUCGUUUUCCGAACUGUGGCGCAACGUCUAGUCAGAAAUGUUCCUGCAGAGCUAAAAGAGAAUUUGGUUAUACUCAUUUGCUACAGAACGCCUUGCUACAAGCAGAUCGACUGGCUCCUCGAAGACACCGUUGUCACGGAUUCGAACAUCGAGCACAUCCUAGUGCAGAAGCUCCUCCUGGGUAGAUAUUUCCAUUGUGAUCGAGUCGUGCGCAACGUCUUCGGAUACUUGCUGAGCUCCCCGGCGCGGAAAGCCAUAGCUUGUAGAGCUGUCGUCGAAGUGUUCCAUGCCUGGGCGGAUAAGGUGUUGAUGCGACAUCAGGACAUGCAGCAGCAGUUUUAUUUGACCAGUGCGCUUCUGGUCGUCUGUGGAUUCUUAAAGAACGGUUUCAAACUCGGUCCCCAGUCGGAGGAAGCCUGCGUCAAAGCCUGUCUCCACGGAGUGCAGAACCAUCUAGGAGAUCCCGAUGACACGUUGAGGAACUUCGGCAUGAUCGUCGGACAGGAAUUCUUGGGAGCUGUGAAGUCUCAAAUCAAGAAACCGGACUUUCCGAUCGCACCAGGCCACGGGGAGCUCCUCGCUUAUUUGGAAACCUACAAAGAAACUGUGGAAACGGGAACGCUCGAAGCCAGAGGAGAGGACCCGCAAGAGGCAACUGCUGUGGAUAGCGACGACGAUUCAGAGCCAGAUGACGAUGACGACGUCGUAUACAAAAUUGAUCCCGCAUGUAAAGUUCCUCUGUAUCUUCGGGACGCUCUUCAACUUCUCAUUCCCGGGAAAGACGGUGAACAUUUAGAACAGAUAAACAUCUGUCUCGAGCAUUUACCUCAACUGAUCAAAAAGUAUCCCCAUGAGCUCAAAGAUAUUGCCGAACAACUCUGUAGGCUGGUGCUCUUCGCGGAAGAGGCACCGCGCGUGUUUCCGAAGAUGCAAGCGUUGAAAAGAGAAGCCCUGGUCCUGCUCCUGAUCCACGCUCCGCUGACGUGUUCCACGUACCUGAUAGAUACAUUCUUCAGUAUCCACGUGAAUCAUCGGUAUCGCGUGGAAAUUCUCUCGGCAAUAAUGUUAGCCAGCGAUCGAUUCACGAACGAGGACCCGAAUGUCAACGUGCCCGACGGGAAGAAACCUCGUGAUGUCACUGGAUUGAAGGCUUCGAAUAUCCACAGGAAUCUGGAUCGACUCGUAAGCAGCGGAGGGAAGAACAAAACAGAAUGGUCCAGCGACUGGGAGGAUUCGUUGGAAGACAGUGACCAAGUGCUUCAGAAACAUUGGCGCGAGGUUAUCGAGGAAAGAAUCGCCGGGAAAACUCGUAAAAUCGCAUCUGGAACCGAAAUCAAAACCAGAGAAAAUCGUUUCGGUCAGGUCGUCGGCCAUUUUUUCUAUCCCCUGAUGAGACAUGUUGAUGCAGAGGUUCCCCUGAAACUCGAGACCGACGACAGCUUCCUCCUGGUUAAGCUGUUGCAAACUCUGGGCGUUUUGAUGAACUCAGCCCGGAACACCCCGCAGGCUUAUCAGAUGGGGAAAAGCCUCUUACAGUUCUGUGGACUAUUCCGCUAUCACGAGCACCAGAUGAUUCGUCAAGCUUGUGCUUUCGCUGUUGGUUCUGUGCUCUCAUCGGUUCCCGAAGAACUCUUGCAAGAGCAUUUCUCCGAAGAUUGCUCAGACCUUAGCCAAUGGGUCACCGGUGAGAUCGCAACGAGCGUCCCAGACUUCGAGAUGAAACUGCCCUCGGUCGGAAGCGAAGUCUCCGCCGGACCGAUAGCGAUGAAUUCCAGGCGGAUUCAAGAACUCACUUAG
This is a messenger RNA of Galendromus occidentalis (western predatory mite), 2388 nucleotides long. RefSeq names its product telomere length regulation protein TEL2 homolog. The record is from RefSeq and is a predicted model, not a curated record. Gene Ontology annotation, biological process: 'de novo' cotranslational protein folding. Lineage: Eukaryota; Metazoa; Arthropoda; Arachnida; Mesostigmata; Phytoseiidae. Gene Ontology annotation, cellular component: cytosol. Gene Ontology annotation, molecular function: Hsp90 protein binding; telomeric repeat DNA binding.